UGAAGUUUUUGUAUUUUUCUGAGACCCGAGGGGAGGUGAGUGUAAUUUACUCUUAGUAUAACAAACGAAACGAAAUCGGGCUUGAACUUGAUCGAACACCUGCUACAAUGGCGGCUCGCUCGAUCUUCCUCGCUCUCACUCGAAAUUGUAGAGGCCAAAGGACUCUCUCCAGAUCUCUCUCCUCAUCAAACGCAUCGAGAAACGAAGUUGUUGUCGAAGAGUCUCAUACUUCUCAGGAUGAAGAACAUCAAGAUGGAAAUGGCGAAGACGAUGAUCUCAAGAGCAGAAUAUUCAGGCUCAGACUCCCCAAACGCAGCGCCUCCAACGUCCUCCAAAAAUGGGUCUCCGAAGGCCGCAAAAUUACCACCUCUGACCUCCGACGCAUUUCCGGUGAUCUCCGCAAGUCUCGGCGCUACAAGCACGCCCUCGAGAUAUCAGAGUGGAUGGUUAGUCACGGAGAGUUUGAAUUAUCGGACUCCGACUAUGCAGUCCGCAUUGACUUGAUGACCAAAGUGUUUGGUGUUGAUGCUGCCGAGCGAUACUUUGAAGGUUUACCUCCCACUGCAAAAACUAGCGAAACCUACACCGCUCUGCUUCACUCUUAUGCUGGGGCAAAACUUAUUGAAAAUGCUGAGGAUCUUUAUGAGAGAGCAAAAGAAGCUAACCUGUCUUUGAGUGCUGUCACAUACAACGAGAUAAUGACAUUGUACAUGUCAGUUGGGCAGGUCGAGAAGGUUCCUUCUGUUAUUGAAGAACUGAAACGACAAAACGUCGCCCCAGAUUUGUUCACUUACAAUCUGUGGAUAAGUUCAUGUGCCGCCACCUUGGAUAUUGACAAAGUUAGAACGAUUCUUGAUGAAAUGACUCGCAACUCUGGCUCUAAUGAAUGUUGGGUAAGAUAUGCAAACGUAGCAAACAUAUAUAUUACCUCGGGCAACCUCAUGAAUGUAGAGUCCAACUCUCUGGUUGAAAAUGAAAAGGGUAUUACACAGAGAGAAUGGGUAACUUAUGAUUUUCUAAUUAUCCUCUAUACCGGUUUGGGAGAUAAAGAUAAAGUUGAUCAAAUCUGGAAAUCUUUGAGGAUGACGAAACAGAAAAUGACAAGUAGGAAUUAUGCGUGUAUUCUUUCUUCGUAUCUCAUUCUUGGGCAUUCAGGAGAGGCAGGAGAAGUUAUUGACCAAUGGAAACAAUCUGCUUCCACAGAGUUUGACAUCUCUACCUGCAACAGGCUGUUAAAAGUGUUUUCAGAUGCUGGGUUGAUGGAAACAGGCAAAACGUUUCGCAUGCUUCUGACUGAGAAGGGCUGCGAUAUCAUAUAGAUGAGUCAAAGCAAGGGCAGGCCUGUGUUUCAGUUGAUCCAAGAACGAUGAGAAAUAAUUUGGGCUUGCAGCUUGGAAUUGCUGUUCCCUGCUUCUUGUAUCCAUGAUCCUGGAUUCUAUAAUUCAGGACUUAGAUUUUGAUUGUUUUCCGUUUUUGUUUUGUUGUUCGACUUCUUGUCUGUGCUUCUUUUAACAGCUAAUGAGCUGUUAUGUCAUAUCAAAAAGGAUCUAGCUUCUUAGUGAAAUCUAUACUGAUGCAGGAAAAAAUGAGAUUAAUAGAAUGCCUCACUGAUUAGAAUGAGGUAUGUUUUUGCGUUAGUGUUCAUUGAUUUGCAGUAUAUGGAUCCCUUUUCCGUA
This is a messenger RNA of Camellia sinensis, 1676 nucleotides long. The record is from RefSeq and is a predicted model, not a curated record. Lineage: Eukaryota; Viridiplantae; Streptophyta; Magnoliopsida; Ericales; Theaceae.